AUGAAUAGAGGAGCAGGCAUUUUUUUGUGUCUCUUGCUUGUGGUCAUGGAUAUCACAGCUGGGAUUCUUGGCAUUGAAGCUGAAAUUGCACAAAACAAGGUUAAGCACUUGAGAUUGUGGAUAUUUGAGUGUAAAGAUCCAAGCCAUAAGGCCUUCAUGCUGGGGUUGGGUGCAGCAGUGCUUUUGGCAUUAGCUCAUGUUUUAGUGAAUUUGGUAGGUGGCUUCAGUUGUCUUUGCUCUCAACAAGGGCUUGAUAAGGAUUCUCCUAAUAGACAACUCUCAAUGGCUUCUCUCAUUUUAACAUGGAUUGUGUUGGCUAUUGGAUUGAGCAUGCUGGUGAUAGGGACUUCAUCAAACAACAAGUCAAGUGGUUCCUGUGGUUUCACUCACCAUCACUUCCUAUCCAUUGGUGGAAUUCUGUGUUUUGUGCAUGCCCUAUUCAGUGUUGUGUAUUACGUUUCAGCCACUGCCUCUUAA
Messenger RNA from Sphenostylis stenocarpa, 477 nucleotides. Lineage: Eukaryota; Viridiplantae; Streptophyta; Magnoliopsida; Fabales; Fabaceae. The record is from the annotation of a GenBank genome assembly.